Molecule: messenger RNA, 594 nt
Organism: Cariama cristata (Red-legged seriema)
Lineage: Eukaryota; Metazoa; Chordata; Aves; Cariamiformes; Cariamidae
Product: H/ACA ribonucleoprotein complex subunit 4-like
Exons: 5
Biological process (GO): rRNA pseudouridine synthesis; mRNA pseudouridine synthesis; snRNA pseudouridine synthesis
Cellular component (GO): box H/ACA snoRNP complex
Molecular function (GO): RNA binding; pseudouridine synthase activity
Source: RefSeq, a predicted model, not a curated record
CCAUUGCCUUGAUGACCACAGCAGUCAUUUCUACCUGUGACCAUGGCAUUGUGGCGAAGAUCAAGAGAGUGAUCAUGGAGAGAGACACAUAUCCCCGCAAAUGGGGUCUCGGUCCCAAGGCCAGUCAAAAGAAGAUGAUGAUUCAGAAGGGUCUGCUGGACAAGCAUGGAAAGCCCAACGAGAGCACACCUGAUUCCUGGAAGAAGGAGUAUGUGGAUUACAGGGAUGCUUCUGUGAAAGAGGCAACUGCUGUUCCCCGAGCUGUUUCAGAGCCAGAGAGGGCUCCAAAAAGGAAGCGAGAGUCGGAGAGUGAAAGUGAGGAGGCUGUGACCCCACCAUCCCCUGCCACCCCACCACCAGAGGAGCUGAGCAAAAAGGAAAAGAAAAAGAAGAAGAAAGAGAAGAAGGCCAAAGAGGCAGCUGAGAGUGGAGAAGAGCAAAUAGAAGUGACCAGUGAGACGAGCACCAAGAAGAAGAAGAAGAAGAAACAAAAGGAGGUAGAAGAGAACUCAGAGUAAGCGACUGGAUCUGUCCAAAGCAAGUGACCUCGUCAGUAGGGAGGGAGGAGUCUGAGGCCUUGAGAAAAGAGGACUG